Molecule: messenger RNA, 1732 nt
Organism: Eutrema salsugineum
Lineage: Eukaryota; Viridiplantae; Streptophyta; Magnoliopsida; Brassicales; Brassicaceae
Product: transcription termination factor MTERF15, mitochondrial
Exons: 1
Coding region: 124-1575 (483 amino acids)
Biological process (GO): chloroplast organization; regulation of DNA-templated transcription
Cellular component (GO): chloroplast
Molecular function (GO): double-stranded DNA binding
Source: RefSeq, a predicted model, not a curated record
UUAAUCGCUGCUUGGAGUUUCCUGGUUCGGUCUUUGAUUCUCUUCUCCUCCUUUCGGUAAAUCCCAUUGCAUUUUCGAUUUCUUCUUCUCUUCUGCUUCUUUUGGUAAUCUCAUUGCAUUGUAAUGUAUUCUCUGAUAUUCCAUGGAAAAAAGUCUAUCGAGUUGCAGAAAUGGCGGAAUCCGAGAAUUCUAGUGAUGCUUUUUCAAAAUGUAUUUGCUUUUUCCAAUUCGUUCUCCACUGCCAUUGCUGCUGCUGCUUCUCCUGAUGUGAGCCCUAGAGAUGGUCAAAAAGGGAACAAUUUUACUGUCUCUUAUCUCGUUGAGUCACUUGGUUUGACCACAAAACUCGCGGAAUCGAUCUCAAGGAAAGUCAGUAUCGAGGACAGUGAAAACCCUGGUACUGUCCUGACUCUUUUUAGAAGUUAUGGGUUCACAGAUUCUCAAGUCUCCACCAUCGUUACGGAUUAUUCAAAACUGCUUGUAGCAGAUGCUGAGAGAUCUAUUGGCCCCAAGCUUCAGUCUUUGCAGUCUAGAGGAGCUUCAACCUCUGAGCUCACAGAGAUUGUUUCUAAAGUCCCAAAGAUAUUGGGUAUCAAAAAGGACAAAGCUUUCAAUGUAUACUAUGAUUUCAUCAAAGAGGUUAUAGAAGCGGAUAAGAGCUCCAAGUUCAAAAAGUUAUCUCAUUCUUUGCCACAGGGUAGUAAGCAGGAGAAUAAACUCAGAAAUGUAUUGGCUUUGAGAGAACUUGGUGUGCCUCAGCGGUUGUUGCUCCCCUUGCUCAUCUCCGGACCCAAAUUUGCCUGUGGAAAAGAAAGAUUUGAAGAAUCUCUCAAGAAGGUUGUUGAGAUGGGCUUUGAUCCAACAAGCUUAAAGUUUGUCGAGGCUCUGCGCAUUGUUCAGGGAUUGAAGGAAGAAACAAUAAAAGAGAAAGUCAAUGUAUAUAAAAGUUUAGGCUUUGCUGUGGAAGAUGUAUGGACUAUGUUCAAGAAGUGGCCAAACUCUCUGACAUACUCGGAGAAGAAGAUAACUAAGAAGUUUGAAACCCUGAAGAAGUGUGGACUAGUCGAAAACGAGAUCCUUUCAGUGUUCAAGAAGUCUCCGCAUUGCAUUGGUGUUUCAGAGCAGAGGAUAGAGAACUUCAUUGAUACAUUGCUAGGCUUGGGAUUCAGCAGAGAUGAGUUUGUGAUUAUGGUCAACCGCUUCCCUCAGGGUCUUAAUUUAUCUGCAGAGAAUGUGAAGAAGAAGACUGAGUUUCUGGUGAAGAAGAUGAACUGGCCACUAAAGGCCGUGGCUUCAACACCUGCAAUACUUGGAUACAGCAUGGAGAAGAGGAUUGUACCAAGGUGUAACGUAAUCAAAGCUCUCAUGUCCAAAGGAUUGAUCGGAAGUGAACUCCCUGCACUAUCGCCGGUAUUGGCGAUUACCGAUCAAGCUUUCUUAAACAAGUAUGUGAAGAAGCACGAUGACAAGGAGCUUGUGGCUGACUUGAUGGCUAUAUUCAUGAGAAAGACGAGAAAAAAAGAUAAAGCUUUUGGACCAGUUAGAGGGUUCGAAGUCUGUAAAGUUUUGGCUUAAACACGAACUUCGGAUAUUAGUUCUAACCGAUGAUGAUUCUAGGGGAAAAUGAUUCAUAAUUCUAUGCGAUUGGUCAUUAAUCACCCUUGAUUUAUCUGUUACAGUUUUCCUUGUGGAUUAUCUAAAAUAUCUCCUCAAGUCUCUGUUUUUUGUUUUC